Colossoma macropomum (tambaqui) is the source of this 6386-nucleotide messenger RNA. It is a transcript of the gene chd4a, whose product is annotated as chromodomain helicase DNA binding protein 4a. The record is from RefSeq and is a predicted model, not a curated record. The coding region runs from base 340 to 6189 and encodes 1949 amino acids. Gene Ontology annotation, biological process: chromatin remodeling; negative regulation of transcription by RNA polymerase II. The transcript has 41 exons. Gene Ontology annotation, cellular component: chromatin; NuRD complex; nucleus. Gene Ontology annotation, molecular function: DNA binding; ATP hydrolysis activity; ATP-dependent chromatin remodeler activity. NCBI's taxonomy places the organism in Eukaryota, Metazoa, Chordata, Actinopteri, Characiformes, Serrasalmidae.
AUUAUGGGAUGUCUGCCCCCUGAUCUCUUUGUGUGUAUGCAAGGGGUGUUAGUGGGAGAGGGAGAGACGGCGACGUCGCACGAACCCCCCUGCACUGGAGAAAAUUCGACUGCUUUUAGUUCAUUAACAAAAAAAAAAAGGGAAACACUGAAAGCUGCGUUAAACUGUUGGAGGAGGGAACUGAGCGUGGAAACAGCAAUACACGUCGUUUUCCCCCUCCUUUAUUUCAAACCAACGGGAACGUCCAAACUAAGACAGAAGAUUGGGUGAGAGGAGUGAAAGGGAUCGUGUGUGUGUUCAGCCGGAGUGAAAACGGUGAAAAUACACAACUAAGUUAUUAUGUCUGGAAGUGAAGAUGACAGAGAUGAUUUUGGACCAACAGAAGACCGGUCCAUGAUGCAAGAUGAUGAUCUGGAUGAAGACUUGUCAGAGAAUGAAGCCCCUAAGGUGAAAAAGAAGAAGAAAGCUAAGAAAAGCAGUCGUGAGAGCAAAAGCAAGAGACAGCGCUCUCGUAGGGAGGACAUCCCCAUCAGUUCCCCAGAGCCUGUAGAAGGAGCUGAAGUGGAUGAGGUGGAGGAAGAUGGUGCUGGAGGCCGCUCAGACAGUGAGGGCAGCGAUUACACACCUGGCAGGAAGAAGAAGAAGAGAGCCAGCACCUCCAGAGACAAGAAGAGGAAUAGCACUGCUGCUGAGAGAAACUCCAAUUCAGCUGCCUCUAAGAGGAAAGAACCUGAGGAAGAGGAAGAUGAAGAUGAUGAUGACUUGGAACCCAAAACCUCCUCCCAGCUGCUGGAUACCUGGGGCAUGGAGGACAUUGACCAUGUCUUCACUGAGGAGGACUACAGAUCUCUCACCAACUACAAGGCCUUCAGUCAAUUCGUCAGGCCACUUAUUGCAGCCAAAAACCCCAAGAUAGCAGUCUCCAAGAUGAUGAUGGUGCUAGGUGCAAAAUGGCGUGAGUUCAGCACUAACAACCCCUUGCGUGGUUCCGCCACUGCCAAUGCUGCCCUCGCAGCCGCUAACGUAGCUGCGGCCGUAGAAAGCAUGGUGGCGGCCGAGGGACCGGGGGCUACCCCUGCAGCGCCUCCUCCCACUGAGCCUCAGCCUCCUCCAGCACCUCCUGUCCGUAAGGCCAAAACUAAAGAGGGCAAGGGUCCUAAUGCACGCAAGAAGUCCAAACCUGCCCCCAAGCCUCAGGAGAAGAAGGUCAAGACCAAAAAGGUUGCUCCUCUGAAGAUUAAACUGGGAGGCUUCAACAGCAAAAGAAAGCGGUCCUCUAGUGAAGAAGACGAUGUGGAUGUAGACAGUGACUUUGAUGAUGGCAGUAUGAACAGCGUCUCUGUGUCUGAUGGCUCCAACAGCCGUAGCAGUCGCUCCAAGAAGAAGCCUAAGCCCAAAAAGAAGAAGAAAGUGGAUGAAGAUGCCGAUGGCUAUGAGACUGAUCACCAGGACUAUUGCGAGGUUUGUCAGCAGGGAGGAGAGAUCAUCCUCUGUGACACUUGCCCCAGAGCUUACCACAUGGUCUGCCUGGACCCCGACAUGGAGAAAGCCCCAGAGGGCACAUGGAGCUGCCCACAUUGUGAAAAAGAAGGUAUUCAGUGGGAGGCGCGUGAGGAGGGUUCAGAAGGAGAGGAGGAGAACGAUGCAGCUGGAGGCGAGGCAGAGGAGGAUGACCACCACAUGGAAUUCUGUAGAGUGUGUAAAGAUGGAGGAGAGCUGCUGUGCUGUGACUCCUGUCCCUCUUCAUACCAUAUCCACUGCCUCAACCCACCCCUGCCUGAAAUACCCAAUGGAGAGUGGAUUUGCCCUCGUUGCACUUGUCCUCCUUUGAAAGGGAAAGUGCAGAAGAUUCUUACCUGGCGUUGGGGCGAUCCACCACCUCCCACCCCUGUGCCCCGAUCCCCCGACCUUCCAGCCGACGCCCCUGACCCUCCUCCAUUGGCUGGGCGGCCCGAGAGAGAGUUCUUUGUCAAGUGGCAGAACAUGUCCUAUUGGCACUGCUCGUGGGUGUCUGAGGUGCAGCUGGAACUGCAUUGCCAGGUGAUGUUCAGGAACUACCAGCGCAAGAAUGACAUGGACGAGCCCCCGCCCUUAGACUUUGGAGGUGAGGGUGAUGAAGAUAAGAGUGACAAGAGGAAGAACAAAGACCCCAUCUAUGCCCAGAUGGAAGAAAAGUAUUAUCGCUUUGGCAUCAAAAUGGAGUGGAUGAUGAUCCACCGCGUCCUCAACCACAGUGUGGAUAAGAAAAAUAACUGUCACUACCUCAUCAAGUGGAGGGAUCUACCGUAUGACCAGGCUACCUGGGAGUUGGAGGACAUGGAGAUCCCAGAAUAUGAGGCUUAUAAACUGCAGUACUGGAAUCACAGGGAGCUUAUGAUGGGAGAUGACGGUAGACCGAAUAAGAAACUCAAGGUCAAAGGAAAGAUGAAGAGACUGGACAGACCCCCGGAGAAUCCUGUAGUGGAUCCCACCAUUAAGUUUGAGCGUCAGCCAGAAUAUCUGGAUGCAACGGGUGGUACGUUGCAUCCCUACCAGCUGGAAGGGUUAAACUGGCUGCGUUUCUCCUGGGCCCAGGGCACCGACACCAUCCUGGCCGAUGAAAUGGGCCUGGGAAAGACUGUGCAGACUGCCGUGUUCCUUUACUCCCUGUACAAAGAGGGUCAUUCUAAAGGCCCAUUCCUGGUCAGUGCACCUCUCUCCACCAUCAUUAAUUGGGAGCGAGAGUUUGAAAUGUGGGCUCCAGACAUGUAUGUUGUCACAUACGUGGGCGACAAGGACAGCAGAGCUGUCAUAAGAGAGAACGAGUUCUCAUUUGAGGACAAUGCCAUUCGUGGUGGCAAGAAGGCCUCCAGGAUGAAGAAAGAAGCCUCUGUAAAGUUCCAUGUUCUCCUAACCUCUUACGAGCUAAUCACUAUUGACAUGGCCAUCCUGGGCUCCAUUGACUGGGCCUGUCUGGUAGUGGACGAGGCCCACAGGCUAAAAAACAACCAGUCCAAGUUUUUCAGAGUGCUGAAUGGCUAUUCCCUUCAGCACAAGCUGCUGCUUACUGGAACUCCUCUCCAGAACAACUUGGAGGAGCUGUUCCACUUGCUCAACUUCCUCACGCCAGAGAGAUUCAGUAAUCUUGAGGGAUUCCUGGAAGAAUUUGCUGAUAUUGCUAAAGAGGACCAGAUUAAGAAGCUGCACGACAUGCUGGGACCGCAUAUGCUCAGGAGACUCAAGGCAGACGUGUUCAAGCAUAUGCCCUCUAAGACUGAGCUUAUCGUCCGAGUGGAGCUCAGUCCCAUGCAAAAGAAAUACUACAAGUUCAUCCUGACCCGCAACUUUGAGGCCCUGAACACUCGAGGAGGUGGAAACCAAGUCUCCCUGCUCAAUGUGGUGAUGGACCUAAAGAAAUGCUGCAACCACCCUUACCUUUUCCCUGUUGCUGCUAUGGAAGCACCUAAGAUGCCCAAUGGGAUGUAUGAUGGCAGUGCCCUCACUAAGGCCUCUGGGAAACUGUUGCUGCUUCACAAGAUGCUACGCAAGCUGAAAGAGGGAGGGCAUAGGGUGCUCAUCUUCUCUCAGAUGACCAAAAUGUUGGAUCUACUGGAAGACUUUCUGGAGAAUGAGGGCUACAAGUACGAGCGUAUUGAUGGUGGUAUUACUGGGGCAAUGAGACAGGAAGCCAUUGAUCGCUUCAACGCUCCGGGUGCAGUUCAGUUUGUUUUCCUUUUGUCUACCAGAGCUGGUGGUCUGGGUAUCAACCUGGCCACAGCUGAUACAGUCAUCAUCUAUGACUCCGACUGGAACCCUCACAAUGAUAUUCAGGCCUUCAGCAGAGCUCACAGAAUUGGUCAGAACAAGAAAGUGAUGAUCUAUCGCUUUGUCACCAAGGCCUCUGUGGAAGAGAGAAUUACUCAGGUGGCCAAGAAGAAGAUGAUGCUUACCCACUUAGUGGUACGACCUGGCUUGGGCUCCAAAACGGGAUCCAUGUCCAAGCAAGAGCUGGAUGACAUUCUCAAAUUUGGCACAGAGGAGCUAUUUAAAGAUGAGGGAGAAGGGGAGAACAAAGAGGAGGACAGCAGCGUGAUUCAUUAUGAUGAUAAGGCCAUAGACCGGCUGUUGGACCGUAACCAGGAUGCUACAGAGGACACAGAGCUCCAGAGUAUGAAUGAGUACCUCAGUUCCUUCAAGGUGGCUCAGUAUGUGGUCAAAGAUGAGGACGAUGAGGAAGAGGAGGUACAGAGAGAAAUCAUUAAGCAGGAAGAGAGCGUGGACCCAGACUACUGGGAGAAGCUGCUCAGGCACCACUAUGAGCAGCAGCAGGAGGACUUGGCCCGAAACCUUGGCAAGGGCAAGCGUAUUCGCAAGCAGGUCAACUACAAUGAUGGAUCUCAGGAAGACAGAGACUGGCAGGAUGACCAGUCUGAUGGUCAGUCAGACUACUCUGUUGCCUCAGAAGAAGGAGAUGAGGACUUUGACGAGCGUGCUGAAGCCAAUUCCCGUAGACCGAACAGGAAAGGUCUCAGAAAUGACAAGGACAAACCAUUACCCCCCCUGCUGGCCAGAGUGGGAGGCAACAUUGAGGUAUUGGGUUUCAAUGCACGCCAGCGGAAGGCCUUCUUGAAUGCUGUGAUGCGUUAUGGGAUGCCACCACAGGAUGCAUUCACCACCCAAUGGCUGGUCAGGGAUUUGCGAGGGAAAUCUGAGAAAGAGUUCAAGGCAUAUGUCUCGCUCUUUAUGAGGCACUUGUGUGAACCUGGUGCUGAUGGUGCUGAAACCUUUGCUGAUGGUGUGCCACGAGAAGGUUUGUCACGGCAACACGUCCUCACUCGGAUUGGGGUGAUGUCAUUGAUCCGUAAGAAGGUGCAGGAAUUUGAGCAUGUGAAUGGUCAGUGGUCCAUGCCCUGGAUGAUGGAGCUAGAAGAAAAUAAAGCUGCUGCUGCUGCUGGUCAUCCAGACUCCCCAGGGAAAACUCCUUCGACUGGCACUCCAGCUGACACACAACCCAACACACCUGCUCCAGAAGAUCCCUCAAAGUCAGAAGAUGGCAUCAAAGAGACUGAAAAAGAGAAAGAAUUCAAGAAAGAUGGAGAGGGUGAUCAGAGUAAGGAACCUAGUAAGAAAGCAGAGUCUGAGGUCAUCGCCAUUCCUGAUGAUGAUGAUGAUGAGAAAACGCCUUCCCCUGCUGAACAGAAUGAAAAAGAAGAGAAAAACAAGGCUUGCGAAUCUACCACAGAGACAGGGAAAGCAGGAAAUGGUGAAGAGAGAGACAAAGAGAAGGCUGGAGAUGCUGGGGAGCAAAACAAGACUUCAGAUGAGUCAAAGACUGAAGGGUCGGAAGUGAAGAGAGAUGACGCUGAGAGCAAAGAUGAAAAGAAAGAAGAUAAAAUAGAAAAGAUGGACACCACCCCUUCUCCUAAUGAGAAGAAAGACCAAAAGGAUGAAAAGGAGGCUGGUAAGACAGAGGAGCCUGCCAAGUUACAGAAUGGAGACAGCGCCAAAGAUGGAGUGGCGGCAGGAGCGAGUGAGGAGAAGAAGAAAGCAAAGACCCGUUUCAUGUUCAAUAUAGCAGAUGGAGGAUUUACUGAAUUGCACUCCCUGUGGCAGAAUGAGGAGCGGGCAGCCACUGUUACCAAGAAAACAAAUGAGAUUUGGCAUCGUCGCCAUGACUACUGGCUUCUUGCUGGCAUCAUACAACAUGGCUAUGCCCGGUGGCAGGACAUUCAGAAUGAUGUUAAAUUCGCAAUCCUCAAUGAGCCCUUCAAGGGUGAGAUGAACCGAGGAAACUUCCUGGAGAUCAAAAACAAGUUUCUGGCCAGGAGAUUUAAGCUUCUGGAGCAAGCUCUGGUGAUUGAGGAGCAAUUGAGAAGAGCAGCAUACUUAAAUAUGACUGAGGACCCUUCUCACCCCUCCAUGGCUCUGAACACGCGCUUCAGUGAAGUGGAGUGCCUAGCCGAAUCCCAUCAGCAUCUCAGUAAAGAGUCCAUGUCGGGCAACAAACCUGCCAAUGCCGUCCUGCACAAAGUGCUGAAACAGCUAGAGGAGUUGCUCAGUGACAUGAAGGCAGAUGUCACCCGUCUCCCAGCGACCAUUGCCAGGAUACCACCAGUUGCUGUGAGGCUACAGAUGUCUGAGAGAAACAUUCUGAGUCGCUUGGCCAGCAGAGGUCCAGACACACAGUCUCAGCAGGUAUCUCAGCAGUAGCCUGCAUUAGGCUUGCCCUCUUAACCCUGCCCCUGAAGCACCGCCCACCACCUCUACAUUCCUGACUGACACCAGAUGACAUCUCGCCUUAGCUUGAAACCACACCCCUUUUCCUACAAAUGGACAUGCCUGAGCCUGUAGGCUAAAAUCUGGAGGUUGUGGAAACUGAAGCUAUUUUAUUUUGGGUAAAUUUUAUU